Suillus plorans is the source of this 2301-nucleotide messenger RNA. RefSeq lists its product as uncharacterized. The record is from RefSeq and is a predicted model, not a curated record. Bases 181 to 2301 code for a protein of 706 amino acids. NCBI's taxonomy places the organism in Eukaryota, Fungi, Basidiomycota, Agaricomycetes, Boletales, Suillaceae. The transcript is spliced from 18 exons.
GAAAGUCCUUUCAGAUGUUCUCAUCAACUGCAAAGGUGUCACAUGACUCACUAACGAUGAUGAUGCCUCGGACAAGAUCGUUGCAGUAGCUAAAAGCGCUGGUGACAUUGGCCUGCGCUUCUUCUUGAACCUGUCUACAAGCUUGAUCUUCUGCAACCUGCACAGCGGAAGAAAGUUUCAAUGCGCAACAACAGUGAAGCACGAACCGCCCUUGCUUGUCUCUCGGAAGUCGUGGACACGCUCAUACCCAAAUGUACCAAUGGGGGUGCAUUGGCAUGGGCCAAUGGUGAUACCAAUGACAUUGUCGAGCAUGAAAUGCAGAGCGCUGCAGCAGCCAUAGAAGCUGCUACUCGGCGCUCACAAAAGCUGCCACAGAGUCUCAGCAAGAAAUCGUCGCAUAAGGCAAAGGCUCAAGCUUGUGAACACUUGAACCAGGGUACGAAUUACAUAAUCAUUACCGCAAGACAACCAGCCUGUUUGUCUUUGUUUGCACCGAAUCUCAAGAUCGAUAAUCGCCAUUCAAUAACCGCGGAAUCACUUAUGAUGUCUCGAGUAACACAAACGGCUAGCAGGGGACCGUUGGCGAUGAAAGACGGGAAGGUUCUAACUCAAGUAGACUUCUGGUUGAAUGCAGUAAGAUUGUCAGUAGACUGUUGCUGGUGGCUUACCCAAGUCGUUCAGCGACACGAUCAAUCGGUCACUAGACCACCUCCAUCUCGUUGUCGGGUUGCAAGCAAGCUCCGCGUCGUCACGCGAAACAUCACAAACAAUGUUCAAUUGGUCGCUAGACCACCUCCAUCUCGUUGUCGGGUUGCGAGCAAGCUCCGCGUCGUCGCACGAAACAUCGUGAACAAUGUUCAAUCGAUACUUUGGUCCAAAGCUGAUAGCGUCAAUCAGCAGAUAGAGCUGCUGAAGUGCAGUGUCCCCAUAUGGCCGACACAACUUCGGCGGUAUACCGAAAUACCACCGCUGGAGCCUCAUCGUUAUGAUUAUAAUGUCGAGAAGAUGCAGAUCGACCCUGUUCGGCUCGGUGUUCAAGGGGAUUGGGAUGAAAUUAUCCACCCGUCUGGAGCAAUGUAUCACUACAAUGCAAGAAUGAAAACAUAUGCAGAAAUGAACAUGAGCACUUGCUCAGACCAACAGCUCCAGCGGUUGGAAUCUUGGAUCAACGCAUCAAGGAAUAAACUCGACAGGAAACAAUGGUUGCUUGUCGUUGAACCGAUCUCCGUGGGAGGAAGGGAAAUCUACCCGUAUUACUAUGUCGUCCUGGAAGAUCGCAUGAUCGCAUGGAUAGAACCAGUAGAUGGUUACCUUCUAUUCCAAGAGUGCACAACGGCGUGGCACUGGAACCACAAACGACUUGAGCUGGAGGCCCAAUUUUGGAAAAAUGUCGAAUAUUUUCCACAUGGGAUUGAAGUACGUCUUUCUGAAGUAAAAGCUUUGCGAGUUCAGUUGAACUGGUAUCGUCGAAACAUAGAAGCGUUAGCGAUAGAGCAAUCAACUGCAGCUGCGCUAUUCUGGACUCUCGAUCAGAUGAAGGAAAUGGCUGCUGAGCUGGCCACUACCGAGGAACUUGCCGGACCUGCUGGGAUCAUGGAGCAACCGAGUGUUGCAAUCUGUGGCAAAAUAAUGCACAUGCUUCGUCACCAUGAAUACCUGAACCAUCAUGGCCGACCCGAAGCUCGCUUAAUGCGAACGCACUCACUGACAAAGAGACGCAAUAACCUUGCGAACUCUCCCUUCAUGGCCAGCGCUGAAAUUGUGAUGCUUUGGACUCCAAUAGUGGCGCUCAAGCAGCUUAGAGAUAUAUAUGUGGACGGUAUCGUAAACGGGAUCGACAUCAGGGGAUUUACGGAAGACUUCAACGCCCAGUCCAAAGCUCAAACUACUGUGGCAAGUGUCAUCUUGGCAGUCAACGCCAGCAUCCUUGCGGUCCCGGGUUUGGGCGCACCAUCCCCUAUAAAAACCCUGUGCUCUAUCUCAUUCAUCCUCAGUGUCUUCUGCAUUGUUGCCUGCACGAUGGCACAGCACUUUGGAUACAGGCUGAGAUCCCUCGAUUUCGCGGUGUAUUACUUACAGGGGAAGAUGGCGGGUCUUGCGAUCCUUGCAAGCAUACCCAGUUUUCUGUAUCUCACAAGCUUGGCAUUUGCUAUUCUCGGGUUUCUCGCAGGGAUCUUCACAGGUGAAUUCAGGCUAGCGUUAUCUGCAAGGAUCAUGUGCGGGCUGGCCCUUGUUGUUGGGACAGGUCUCACGAUUCCAUUGAUGAUGGCCAGUUUUGGCCAUCCUGGGCUGAGUCGAUGA